UAUGGGUAUGGCGGCUGUUCUUCUCUUUUUCUGGAGUUGCCUCAAUGGCGGUGGAUGACGAUUCGACAAAGUGCAGUAUUCUUCAUGGAUGAAAUUGUAGUUUACUUCUUGUCGUGGUCCUCUGUGCACAAUUACAUGUGAAAUCGCAAAGCUUUUGCUGCUCUCCGUGCCCUGCAGUGUACAAGAUGCAAAAAAAUCAGUGUACAAGAUUGAGAGAAUCUGCCAGGGAGCGCCUCCCCCGCGCGCCCUCGGCACACACCAUGCUCUCCGCAGCUGCCUCGCCGCCGCCUACUUCCCCCUUGGUGGCACCCCUUCCGCCGUCUUCCUGCUAACCCACGCGACAAGCGCCGCAGCAGCCAGCCGCUUCUCUCGCACAGCAUCCUCCUCGCCGCUCUGCUCCAGCCCCGUGACCUCCCGGCCGCGCGUAGGCUGUUCGAUGGAAUGCCUCACAGGGGCACCGUAGCUGGAAGUAGCUGUCCGUCACCGCUCUUGGCCCUUUGCAUUAAAACAUGACUCCUGUCAUCUAUAGUGCUGUUAUCGGCAUGUUGUCCAUGCCUGUCAGAUUGCUUGAUGCCGUUAUGUUUUUCGAGGGAUUAACCAACAAAUUGGGACUCAGAAACAUGUAAUGCGAUGAUAUUGUAUAUACUCAGAAGUGGUUUAAUGGAGCAAGCUCUGGGCCUCUUUGGGAUGGCUCUGUGAAAUGCUGUUCUUCCAACUGAGUUCACUUUUGCAAGUGUGCUGAGAUGGAGAUUGUGUUUUGGUCUGAUGGAGCAGGGCACGCAAAUCCACGGGCUGGUAUAUAAACGUGGGUUUGAGGAUGAUAUAAUUGUCGCCAUUGCUCUCAUUGACAUGUAUUGUAAGUUAGGUUCCUUGAAGCAUGUCAGGAAACUCUUCAAUGGUGUCUGUGCCAAGGAUUUGCUGCUAUGGAAUACAAUGGUUGUUGGUAUAUCGCAGAAUGGGAAAGGCAGGGAAGCCAUUCCAAUUACCGAGGCUGAGGCCUCCUACUAAGUAGGAGCAUUUUGCAAAGACAAAAUUCGAAAGCUGAACCUGUUCCUUUUGCUGGCUUUAUGAGUGCCUUUUAUUGCAAGUGUAUAAACUUGAAUCUUUCUGUAACAGAAACAUACUUGCAGGGAUUAUUAACGCAAGAAGAACAAGUGUGAAUGGGAUGAGCAAACUUCUUCGUGGAAGCGGACUUGUGGCUAUGAUCGUGUUAAUGACGAUAGAGACAAUCCGAUCAUUGAAGCCAGAAUCACAGAUGAGCCCGGUGUUGAUCCUUUUGCUCAAUAGAGGGAGGAGAAGAAGAACAGGUUGAUUAUCAAGAAAAGAACAUACUUUAGAAUUUAAAGAACGCUGCAAAAGUUAGUGCUCUGCCAAGCUGUGCCGUCUUGCCGCUCUUGCCAUCAAGGUAUAUAAAUACAGUUUUCUUUGCCGAGCUUUGUGCUAAUCGAAAGAUAAUUUCUGAGGUGCACAAGAACUCUGUAUUCGACAGGUAUGUAUAAGCCUGUUUGAUUUCUCUCACUUACAUGUCAAUCUAGUUAUGCAGUAUUUUUUGGAUUGCAUAAGUCUAGUCAUUUGGUUUGGUACAAACUAUUUCAGAUCUUUGUGAUCCAGCGCCGCCCGCAAUGGCUAUUCUCUAGAAUUCUAGAUCUAAAUAUCAAUAUGGUGUUAGCAGCCGUUGAAUUUCUAAUUAGGGCAUUAUAGAUCUAACAAAAAUUCAUCGCUGAUGCCAGUAGGUAUAGAAAUCGAUGGUUGGCAUGAUCUGAUAGUUACGAUUCUUCUCAGGUUAGCAUAUGUUUUGGUUGUAGGAUGACCGCGACCCUAAGAUCUGUAUUACUAUCAAUCUCAAAUCUUAUUCUUGGUAUUCAACUAUCGAUCGAAACGGUCCCAUGGGAUCUACUAGAUGAAUUGGGAGGUUGGGAUUUUGGAAACCUCGAUCGUAUAAUGAUGCCAUCUCUGUAGGGGAUACGAGUGCGGAUGGUGAUACUGAUACCAGAAUAUGCAUCUUAAUAUGUAUGAAUAAAAUAUCUUUAUAUAUCAUGAAUAUAUAAUUGGAAUGGUUUUCCAUGAUUCAGAUAUUCUAUUUAUUUCUGUCUGUAUAUUCAUGUUCACUGCUGGUAUUCGUAUCUCUUCUUUGAAUAAACAUAUUCAUCUAUGUUCUUAACAUGGCUAUGAUGCGAAUAUGGUUUUUCUAUUAUCCAGCUGCGUUUGAUCAGUUCCCACCCUUGUCGCCAUCUACUUUUCCCUUUUUCUUUGUUUGAAACCAUCUGGUGGGAAUAUUCAACUGAGUUAUCCACUCUCUAGCUAUAUAUGCUUUAUGGAGCACCUGUGGGGCAUGCCUGGAGUUAGAAACCACAUUAUCACUAUCGAUUACUUGUGCAAUCUAAGGUGUUUAUGUGUUAUAGGAACACAUCUUAUAUGUUAUCCAGAGGUCAUUCUCUUUUUGGGCACUGCACUUAAGAUGUAACAGAAAACAAGAUGCUAAGUUUGUGGUGGCUUACAUUGCUGUAGAGUGGCUCAGUUGCCUUUGUAGCCAGAUUUAUUCCAUUGAUCUUUGUCAACCGUUUACUUUGUUUGAUUUUGCUGGUGUAUAUUUGGCUGUGCAUGCAUAUUUUUAACUAUGUCUGCUCUGGUGCUGUUACUCAGAACUGAUCUUAGUUUCUGAACUAGCAAAUAAUUAUAUUUCAUUUUGCGAGGAUCCUAACAAAGAAAUGCACUCUGUUUGAAACUGAUCUUUUAAGAGAGGCACAAAUGUUCACAGUCAUCUAAAGGCUCUGCACAAAUUUUUAUUUUGUAACCUAGAAGCUAGCACUAUCUGUCUUAAAGAUUUUCUUACUUUAUGAUUGAGCUGCAAUUUUUUUUCACAUUGUUUUACUUUAUAAUUGAUCUAAUUAAUAGUAAUUUUCAUUCUUUUUUUAAAGUGCCGGAAAGACCAUUGAUUUUCGGGCAAGCAAGAUCAAGCAGUGCACAUGGUACCGACUUCGCAACCUCAGCCUGCAAUGGGUGAUGUCACUCCUGCCGGUUCACAGCCAACACAACUAUUCCCUGGCAAUCCAGCUCAGCUCAGUGCUCAGGAGCAGCUGAUGUACGAGCAGUCGCGGGAGUAUCAGCAGCAGCUCCAGCAACAGCAGCAGAGGCAGCUCCAGCAGUUCUGGGCCGAGCAGCGGUCAGAGAUCGAGCAGGCCACCGACAUCAAGAACCACCCCCUGCCACCCACCAGGAUAAGGAAGAUCAUGAAGGCCGACGAGGACGUCCGCAUGAUCUCGGCAGAAGCUCCGGCGCUCUUCGCCAAAGCAUGCGAGAUGUUCACACUGGAGAUGACGAUGAGGUCAUGGAUGGUCACCAAGGAGGACAAGCGACGUCUCCUGCAGAGGAGUGACAUCGCUGCUGCUGUGGCUAGGACUGACAUUUAUGAUUUCUUGCUGGAUUUAUUUACCAGCGAAGAGACGGAGCAGGGGGUCUUGCUUCCUAGGACCGGGCAGCAGCCCAUGGGGACUCAAGCUGGUGCAUACCCGUACUACUAUGCGCCGGAGCAGCAGGUGGCAGGUGCGUCGAUGGUGUAUGGUGGCCCGUCGACCUAUGUGUGGCAAGAGCCUCAGGUACAAGAGCAGGGCCAUCCGUCCAGCACCUACGUGUGGCAAGAACCUCAGCAGCAACAGGAGGGGCCCUGAAGCUAUCACCAGAUUCAGAGUCCUUGCUUUAGCCUGGACAUUUUCAAAACUUUGGGUUUUGCGUUAGCUUUCAUAUGAUUGUUAUUUGUCGGUUGAAACAGGUCGAAGUUUGGUUGCUGUUGUCGUGGUGUCGUUAGAGAAGCACUAUGAAUUUGUGAUUUGAGACUAAUUGGUUGAAUUUUACCAUUCCAAACCCAAAAGUUGGCCUCUGGUGAUGCCUUGUUUUUAUUUCUAUCUGGUAUGUUUGCGUGUGGCAGUACCAUGAAUUUGUGAUUUGAGGCUAAUUGGUCAAAUUUUACCG
This is a messenger RNA of Triticum aestivum (bread wheat), 3969 nucleotides long. RefSeq names its product nuclear transcription factor Y subunit C-4. The record is from RefSeq and is a predicted model, not a curated record. Gene Ontology annotation, biological process: regulation of transcription by RNA polymerase II. The transcript is spliced from 3 exons. NCBI's taxonomy places the organism in Eukaryota, Viridiplantae, Streptophyta, Magnoliopsida, Poales, Poaceae. The coding region runs from base 2967 to 3668 and encodes 233 amino acids. Gene Ontology annotation, molecular function: DNA-binding transcription factor activity, RNA polymerase II-specific; RNA polymerase II cis-regulatory region sequence-specific DNA binding; protein heterodimerization activity. Gene Ontology annotation, cellular component: nucleus.